Messenger RNA from Andrographis paniculata, 2865 nucleotides. RefSeq names its product probable disease resistance protein At4g27220. The transcript has a single exon. NCBI's taxonomy places the organism in Eukaryota, Viridiplantae, Streptophyta, Magnoliopsida, Lamiales, Acanthaceae. The record is from RefSeq and is a predicted model, not a curated record. Bases 1 to 2865 code for a protein of 954 amino acids. Gene Ontology annotation, molecular function: protein binding; ADP binding.
AUGGAGUUUUUGUGGAAGUUUGGAGAACCGAUCAUUUCUAAACUUGUGGAGAAGCUCAUGAAUUUUGCAUUGAGCAAAAAUGACAAGGAUACUUUCGACUCUUUGGUGAGUAACAUAAGAUUAUUGUGUGCUAAAGCCUCCGAUGUCGACGAGGAAAUAAAUAAAGCCGAGCUAUCGGGCAAGAAGAAACGAAAACGAGAAGUUCAUACAUGGUUAGAACAAGUACAAUCGCUUGAAAGCGAGUUCCAUAGCUUGGAAAAUCGACUACAAAGGGAAGGAUUUGUAAGAGAGUUCAUCGGUGGAGGUGAAGCCGCGAAAUUGGAAGCAAGAGUGCGCGGUUUGGUCGAGCAAAGUCGAUAUUUUGGCGAGCUUGUACUUAAUGCCUACGAUCAAAAAGGAGAGAAACUAUUGAUCGGGGAAUUGGUAGGAGAAGAAUUCGACAAGAAUUUGAAAAAUAUUUUGCAUUUCUUCUUGGUCGAAAAAGUGUCGAGCAUUGGGAUUCACGGUAUGGGGGGUGUUGGGAAAACAGCAUUGGCUAAACACGUCAAUAAUCGACUUUUAGAACGAAAUAAAGAAAGUGUUGCGUGGAUCACGGUGCCUCAAGAGUUUCGCAACGCUACGUUGCAAGACGAAGUUGCGAAAUUUGUAGGCCUCGAUCUUUCGGACGAGGAAAACGAAGAUAAGAGAGCGUCGAUAUUGCAUAGGGUGCUAUCUCGAAGAAAGAAUCUUAUUCUCAUACUCGACGACGUGUGGAAAGACAUCGAUUUGAAGAAAUUGGGAGAUCCUCUAUCGAUCGAAGGAUGUAAAUUGUUGAUAACAACUCGUCUACAAAGCGUGUGCCGUCGAAUCAACUGUAAAAAAAUCGUCACAAUGAAGACAUUAAGCGAGAACGAAGCGUGGAACUUGUUUGUCGAAACGCUCGGGCGACGAGCGAGUCUAACUCCGCGAGUACAUAAGAUCGCCGAGAAUAUGAUAAAAGUAUGCGGUGGUUUGCCGCUAGGAAUUAUUACGAUAGCGGGGAGCAUGAAGGGCGAGACUGAGUUUCACGUGUGGCGCGACGCUUGGGCCGAGUUAAGGAGAUCGAUCAUGGGGCAACAAGAGAUGGAAGAGCGCGUUUAUAAAGUUCUUAAGUAUAGUUUCGAUCGAUUAGAUCGCGAUGCGACGAAUACGAACGGGUACACGAAGCUUCAACUUUGUUUCCUCCAUUGUUCUCUGUAUCCCGAAGAUGCUAAGAUAGAUCGUAAAGAAUUGAUCAAAAAGUUCAUCGUCGAGGGGUAUCUAGGCGAAGAAGAAAGUAGAAAAGAAUUGUACAUCCAAGGCCACGCCGUACUCGAUAGAUUGGCGAGCGCGUGCUUGUUAGAAAAACUCGACCACAACAAAGUAACGAUGCACGAUAUGGUGAGAGCGAUGGCGCUAAAAAUUACUCAAGGCCGGACUAAAGUGAUAGUCGGGCACUAUUCAUUGAAAGAGAUACCGCGCGAAAAAGAAUGGAGUAAAGAUCUCGAGAGGAUCUCCUUAAUGAACAACGGGAUAACGACAAUUCAAGACGGGAGAUCUCCAAAUUGUCCUACGUUGUCGACAUUAAUCUUGGAGAAUAAUCCUCUCGAGUUUAUUCCCGAUUCAUUUUUCGCGAACAUGCCUACCUUAACCAUUCUCGACUUGUCUAAAACUCGGAUUCGAAAGCUACCAAACUCUCUAUCCGAAACGAAGGCCCUUCGCGCGUUGCUACUUACAAAAUGUUACAAUCUCGAAUUUGUACCGUACUUGGGAAAACUCAAAGAACUCCGAGAGUUGGAUCUUACGAGAACCGCGAUACAUGAAGUGCCGCGAGGAAUGGAAGAACUCGUCAAUCUCACGUACUUGUCGCUAAAUGUGACUCGUAACUUGAGAACUUUCCCGAAAGGUUUUUUCUUAAACUUUCCGCGCCUCCAAUGCCUAUACCUCCCGUACCAUGUCGAAGCACCGGUCGAUGAGAUCGAGGAGCUAAAUCAUUUAGACGAGUUUCACGGGCGAGUGAAGGAUACAAACGACUGCAACCGACUGAAAAGGAAUAAGCCGAGUUUGGAUCAUUGCAUCAAGGUCGGAUUAGACAAACGGUACCUUUACCGCGAGUUCAUAGGCUACAAUCAACUCGAGUUCUUGGAAUACGACUUCAACAAAAGGCGAGAAGAUGACGACACGACGGUAUUAGCCCAAGGGAUCCGACAUCUAAAUUUGCAACGAUGCACGGGGCUAAGCGCGUGUUUAGUAGAAAUUCUUCCGCGAUUGAACAACCCGACUUCUAUGGAAAGUUUGAGCAUUCGACAUUGCCACGAAGUCGAGAGGCUUAUGAACUUAUCGUUGAAUCACGGCGCGCCGCGACGCUCGUCAUCAUUAUCAUCGCCGCCGUUAUCUUCGUUCUCGUCGCUUAGUGUCCUAAACAUUUCCUUUUGCAAGAACAUGAAGAAGCUCGGGUUGCAAGCGCGACAACUCCCGAACAUGAAGGAGAUCAAGGUCGAAUUUUGCGAGGCGACCGAGGAGGUAAUCGAAUCGGGAGAAUCGCGCGUCGUCGCGCUCCCGAAACUCGAGUGUCUACAUCUCGUGGGGUUACCGAAACUUAAGACCGUUUGCGACGCGGCGAUGAUUUGCGGAUCGAUUCAAAGAGUUACAUUGAAAAAGUGCCGUGCUUUGGCGAAGCUUCCUUUGGUCUUCGGACAACCACCGGAUUUCGACUCCCGGCCGGCAUCGCUUCGGGAGAUUCGACUCCGGUGGGACGAGAAAGAAUGGUGGGAGGAGAUGGAGUUAGGACACCCCUCCCACCAUUCUCUCUUACAACAGUUUGUUCGAUUUGAAGUUGAGACAGAAAGCAACAAUGGACAACCAUAA